This is a messenger RNA of Vitis vinifera (wine grape), 5440 nucleotides long. RefSeq names its product putative disease resistance RPP13-like protein 1. Bases 191 to 3781 code for a protein of 1196 amino acids. Lineage: Eukaryota; Viridiplantae; Streptophyta; Magnoliopsida; Vitales; Vitaceae. Gene Ontology annotation, molecular function: ADP binding. The transcript is spliced from 8 exons. Gene Ontology annotation, biological process: defense response to other organism. The record is from RefSeq and is a predicted model, not a curated record.
CGCCACAACCACUUUCUACUGUGCAUUAAUUCCAUUCCCUUUUAUGGAACCUUAGAGAUAUUUUGUGUUGACUCAACAAUAUGAGUUGCGGAGACUUCCUUUAAAACCCUUGGGUUCCUCCUACAAACCAUUAUUCAGAGCUGCAGAGACUUUCUUUGAUUAAUUCCUUUCUACUUACAAACAAAGAAUCAUGGCUGGUUUUGUUGGGGAAGCUGUUUUGUCUGGUCUCAUCCAGAAACUGAUUGACAUGGUCACCUCCCCUGAGCUCUGGAAUUUCGCUAGCGAAGAGCACGUCCAUUCUGAGCUUAACAAGUGGAAGAAAAUUUUGACGAAGAUCUAUGUAGUCCUCCAUGACGCAGAGGAGAAGCAUAUGACGGACCCCCUGGUGAAGAUGUGGCUUGACGAGCUCGGAGACUUGGCUUAUGAUGUGGAGGACAUCUUGGACAGCUUCGCCACUGAAGCUUUGCGACGCAAUUUGAUGGCGGAAACCCUUCCUUCUGGCACUCAACCUAGCACAAGUAAGUUACGGAGCCUCAUCCCUUCUUGUUGUACUAGUUUCACUCCAAAUUCUAUUAAGUUUAAUGCGGAGAUGUGGUCCAAAUUCAAGAAGAUCACCGCCGGGUUACAAGAAAUUUCUGCACAAAAAAAUGAUCUCCAUUUAACAGAGAAUAUUGCUGGGAAGAGGUCUACCAAAACAAGGGAAAUACUUCCCACCACUUCUUUAGUGGAUGAGUCCCGUGUUUAUGGUAGGGAAACGGAUAAAGCAGCCAUAGCCAACUUGUUACUCAGGGAUGAUUCAUGUACUGAUGAAGUCUGCGUGAUUCCUGUUGUCGGUAUGGCUGGUAUUGGCAAAACUACUCUCGCCCAACUUGCAUUCAACGAUGAUGAAGUAAAAGCUCAUUUUGAUUUGAGAGUUUGGGUCUAUGUUUCUGAUGAUUAUGAUGUCUUGAAGAUCACGAAAACAAUUCUACAAUCAGUUUCUCCGAAUACUCAGGAUGUUAAUGAUCUUAAUUUGCUUCAGAUGGCAUUAAGGGAGAACCUUUCCGGGAAGAAAUUUCUUCUUAUCCUAGACGAUGUAUGGAAUGAGAACCAUGAUUCAUGGGAGUUUUUGUGCAUGCCAAUGAGAUCAGGGACACCGGGUAGUAAGCUUAUUGUCACAACUCGCAAUGAAGGUGUUGUAUCAAUCACUCGAACUCUCCCAGCUUAUCGUCUUCAGGAGUUAUCAUACGAAGAUUGUUUAUCUGUAUUCACUCAACAAGCAUUAGGGAAAAGUAACUUUGAUGUUCAUUCGCACUUGAAAGAAGUUGGUGAGGAAAUAGUGAGAAAGUGCAAGGGUUUGCCUUUGACAGCAAAGGCCCUUGGUGGCAUGUUGCGCAACCAAGUAAGUCAUGAUGUGUGGGAAAAUAUUUUAACAAGUAAGAUAUGGGAUCUACCCAAAGACAAAUGCCGCAUUAUUCCUGCUCUCAAGUUAAGCUACCAUCAUCUCCCUUCUCAUUUGAAGCAGUGUUUUGCCUAUUGUUCAAUAUUUCCGAAAGGCUAUGAAUUCGACAAGGAUGAGUUAAUCCAAUUAUGGAUGGCCGAGGGUUUUCUUCAACAAACAAAGGAAAAUACCCGGCUGGAAGACUUGGGUUCUAAAUACUUCUAUGAUUUAUUGUCAAGGUCAUUUUUUCAACAAUCUAAUCACAAUUCAUCUCAAUUUGUGAUGCAUGACCUAAUCAAUGAUCUAGCUAAAUAUAUAGCAGGAGAAACAUGCUUUAAUUUGGAGGGUAUAUUAGUGAAUAACAAACAAUCCACCACUUUUAAAAAGGCUCGUCAUUUAUCUUUCAAUAGUCAAGAGUAUGAGAUGCCUGAAAGAUUCAAAGUCUUUCAUAAGAUGAAGUGUUUGCGAACACUGGUUGCAUUGCCACUGAAUGCCUUUUCUAGAUAUCACUUCAUAUCAAAUAAGGUAAUAAAUAACUUUAUACAGCAAUUUAAAUGUUUACGUGAAUUAUCUUUAAGUGGCUAUUACAUAAGUGGAGAGCUACCACAUUCAAUUGGUGAUUUGAGACAUCUACGUUAUCUCAAUUUGUCCAACUCUUCAAUAAAAAUGUUACCUGACUCCGUGGGUCAUCUUUACAAUCUACAGACAUUAAUAUUAUCCGAUUGUUGGAGACUCACUAAGUUGCCUCUUGUGAUUGGAGGCUUAAUCAACCUUCGACAUAUUGAUAUUUCUGGUACUAGUCAACUACAGGAGAUACCUUCCAUCAGCAAACUCACAAAUUUGCAAACAUUAUCUAAAUACAUUGUGGGAGAAAGUGAUAGUUUGAGAAUAAGAGAAUUGAAGAACUUGCAGGACCUUCGAGGGAAGCUUUCCAUUUCUGGGUUGCAUAAUGUGGUGGAUACUGGAGAUGCAAUGCAUGCUAAUUUAGAAGAAAAGCACUACAUUGAAGAGUUGACAAUGGAAUGGGGCGGUGAUUUUGGUAAUUCACGAAAAAGAAUGAAUGAGAUGAUUGUUUUAGAGGGGCUACGACCACCUAGAAACUUGAAAAGGCUCACAGUGGCAUUUUAUGGUGGAUCAACAUUUUCAGGUUGGAUAAGGGACCCCUCAUUCCCAUCAAUGACACAAUUAAUUCUAAAGAAUUGCAGGAGAUGCACCUCGUUACCAUCUCUCGGCAAAUUAUCCUUACUCAAGACCUUGCAUAUUGAAGGGAUGAGUGAUAUUAGAACCAUAGAUGUGGAAUUCUAUGGAGGGAUUGCCCAGCCUUUUCCAUCCCUGGAGUUUCUAAAGUUUGAGAAUAUGCCGAAAUGGGAAGACUGGUUUUUUCCUAAUGCAGUUGAAGGAGUUGAAUUAUUUCCACGCCUAAGAGACCUUACCAUAAGGAAAUGCUCAAAGUUAGUUAGACAGUUGCCUGAUUGCCUGCCAUCCUUGGUGAAACUUGACAUCUCUAAAUGUCGAAAUCUGGCAGUGUCUUUCUCAAGAUUUGCAUCUCUAGGUGAACUAAAUAUAGAAGAAUGCAAGGAUAUGGUGUUGAGAAGUGGGGUGGUUGCAGAUAAUGGUGAUCAGCUGACAUCUAGGUGGGUUUGCAGUGGUCUUGAAAGCGCAGUGAUUGGCCGCUGUGACUGGCUUGUAUCAUUGGAUGACCAAAGACUGCCUUGCAAUCUGAAAAUGUUGAAGAUAUGCGUCAACCUGAAGAGCCUGCAAAAUGGAUUGCAGAAUCUCACUUGUCUUGAAGAGCUGGAAAUGAUGGGAUGCCUAGCAGUGGAGUCAUUCCCAGAGACAGGUUUGCCGCCCAUGCUCAGACGUCUUGUGCUGCAGAAAUGCAGGAGCCUGAGGUCGCUGCCCCAUAACUACAGCUCAUGUCCCCUUGAAUCCUUGGAGAUUAGGUGUUGUCCAUCUCUCAUCUGCUUUCCACAUGGUAGGUUACCCUCCACCCUCAAGCAACUGAUGGUUGCAGAUUGUAUACGGCUAAAGUAUCUACCAGAUGGAAUGAUGCACCGCAAUUCCAUACACAGCAACAACGAUUGUUGUCUUCAAAUACUGAGGAUACAUGAUUGCAAGUCUCUCAAGUUCUUCCCAAGAGGGGAGUUACCCCCCACCCUUGAGCGGCUUGAGAUUCGGCAUUGCUCCAACUUGGAGCCAGUAUCAGAGAAAAUGUGGCCCAAUAAUACAGCUCUUGAGUAUUUGGAGUUGAGGGGUUAUCCCAAUCUGAAAAUCCUACCAGAAUGCCUUCACAGAAAGAGGGUUUCCAGAAAGAGGGUUUUCGGCCCCCAACCUCAGAGAGCUCCGUAUUUGGAGAUGUGAGAAUCUCGAGUGCUUGCCGCGUCAAAUGAAGAGCCUCACAUCUCUUCAGGUUUUCAACAUGGAGAAUUCUCCGGGAGUGAAGUCCUUCCCAGAAGAGGGUUUGGCCCCCAACCUAAAAUUUCUUUCAAUUAUAAAUUGCAAGAAUCUGAAGACGCCCAUAUCUGAGUGGGGCCUCCACACCCUCACCUCUCUUUCAACAUUGAAGAUUUGGGAAAUGUUUCCAGGCAAGGCUUCCCUUUGGGACAAUAAGUGCCUUUUUCCUACAUCUCUCACAAACCUCCAUAUCAACCAUAUGGAAUCCCUGACCUCCCUGGAACUCAAAAACAUCAUCUCCCUUCAACAUCUAUAUAUUGGGUGCUGCCCUAGGCUCCACUCCUUAAGACUCUGGACAACAACACUUGCAAGUCUUGAAAUCAUCGGCUGUCCUCUUCUUCAAGAAACGAAAUUUCCCUCCAUUGCCCACAUCCCCAAAUUCAAAAUUGAUGGCAGAGUAAAGUAUUCUACGGGUGGUGGAAAAAGAAUGGAAACAGAAAGCCAUUCAACCCUAUCCUUGCAUUGUUCAUUCAGGGAUCCAGCUUAAUAAGGAUAUGGCAAGUAUUGACAGGGUGAACAAAGAAAAAAGAAGAGAGAGAGAUGAGACAUGAUCCAUUCUCUUGAUGUAUAGGUGACUUUGGCUUGGCUGCAGGUAUUAAUUGGGGGCUUUCUAUUAAAUUUCUGAUUCCCCUUUUUGUUCUCGGCCUCAGUUCUGGAUGAAGGAAACCUCGAUAACAUUCUAUUCCACCUUUAUCAGCAUCAUGGCCUCCAAAUUGGUCUAUUCUUAUGUGUUUCCAAUUCUUCUUAUAUGCAAUAUGAUGGAUUGUUCUUCCUAAGGAUUCUUCUUUCCCUAGUAAAGAAAUGAAUGCAAACAAAUGGGAAGGAAAAAAAAAAAGAAAUGGUGAAUAUUAUUAGAUGCAAAACUUCCUAAUCAUUAACUGCUGCCUAUUCACUUGCUGUAUUGUGGACUGUGGUCACUUCAGCCCAGAAAUGCUAUUUCAUGGCUGACUCUGAUCAAGACAUCCCACAUCCAUUGCCUGCCAUUAGAUAUUCAUCAUAUGGGCUGCUUGAAAUGAAGGCAAUGAUAUCUCUUCCCCUUUUUUCAGUAAGCUGGAAAAUAAAAAUGUCAGAAAGUAUAGAGGUGGCCAAGGCAUUGCUGCAUACACUUGAAAGAGACCUGUUCCUCAAGGUCCAUGAUGCUGGUCAGCCCUGAGCUGCGCUAGAGCUGUUGAAGAAGUGGACUGAAGACAAACUUCCUCAAAAACCCAUGCACUGCUGAAUCAAAAAAGGCAGAAAAAUGGGCUGCUCAAAUGUUAUUGCCUCUGUUGUGUUGAAGCCUAUAUCUUGUUUUAUAUUACACACAGUUGAAUAAUUUGUCCAUGCUGAACAUUGCAUGCAGCCCUUGAAUUCUCAGUAUGCUUGUAAAUAUUUGCCCACAGCCCACAACUACAAACUCUGGACUCAACAGCUGAUGAGGUAACCAAAAUUUCUUUUGGGAAUAAGAAUGUAUGCAGCUUGUGUAUAUCAUUCCUCUUUCUUGUUAUCUUAUUGUUUGCUGUACUUGUGGACUUAUUCCUUUGACUUGGAUUUGAAGUUUAAUAAAAGUGUACCACUCUUUCACUGUCA